Molecule: messenger RNA, 1725 nt
Organism: Penicillium cataractarum
Lineage: Eukaryota; Fungi; Ascomycota; Eurotiomycetes; Eurotiales; Aspergillaceae
Product: putative triacylglycerol lipase (LipA)
Exons: 9
Coding region: 1-1725 (574 amino acids)
Source: RefSeq, a predicted model, not a curated record
AUGCGUCGCUCAGCGCUGUGGCUAACCCUAGCCACCGCAGUAUCCUCAACUCCAUUAUCUCAGAGGGACUCGGCAGUUUCAUCCCACCCACCAACAGCCACUCUCUCCGCAGGCAAUGCAAACUCAAAAACCGUCUUCGUGGGCCGGACUCUCCCCGAGUUCAACCAAGAUCUUUUCUUAGGUAUCAAGUAUGCCGACGAACCAACUCGUUUCACACCCGCAGAAUUGAAGUCCGCCUACGAAUCUAAAGAUAGUAACUCUGGUGUCUACAAUGUCUCCGCGGCGGGAGUGUCGUCCCACUCCAAUGCAGUCUACUACAAUGCUACUGAGUAUGGGUAUGAUUGCCCGGGUUACGGGUCCGAUACCACUAACUUGGUGAAUAUGGGAUUGAUCAAGCUGAAUGAGGAUUGUCUGAAUCUUAAUGUGAUUAAGCCUCAGAAUUCUGGGGAGAAGUUGCCGGUUAUGUUGUGGAUUUUUGGUGGUGGGUGGUCGCAGGGUGCUACUGCGGAUCCUAGAUAUAACAUGAGCUAUGUUGUCCAGCAGAGUGCGUUGAACGGCAAGCCUGUGCUGGGCGUAUCGAUCAACUAUCGUCUUUCGGCAUUUGGAUUCCUAGACUCAGAGGAAGUGAGGGCCGAGGGAAACACCAAUCUCGCCCUUCGGGACCAGCGCACUGCCAUGCGGUGGGUGAAAGAGCAUAUCAAGGCAUUCGGUGGGGACCCGGAUCGAAUCACGAUCUGGGGCGAGUCGGCGGGAGCUUAUAGUGUGGGAGCGCACCUUGUCACCAACAACGGCGAUAAUGAGGGUCUCUUCCGAGCUGCAAUUAUGGAGUCCGGAAACGCAGUAGGACCACCCUACAAUGGUACAGAAUGGCACCAGCCAAUGUACAAUCGACUUGUCCAACGAACAGGAUGUACCAACUCAACAAACACCCUCCAAUGCCUCCGAGACCUACCCUACGAAACUUUCUACAGCAACGCCUACGAAGGAUUAGAGUGGUUCGCCACAGUCGACAACAUCUUCAUCUCAGAAUAUCCCCAGAUAAGCUACCGUGAGGGCAAAUUCGCCAAAGUCCCCAUCCUACUCGGCACAAACACAGAUGAAGGGACUAGUUUCGGGACAACCGGUACAAAUACAGAUGAAGAUUGUGUCGCGCAGUUGAUAUCCUCCAAACGCUGGGUCCUCACCCGCGACGAAGCCACCAAACUCCUCACCUACUAUCCCAACGUCCCAGCCCUGGGCUGCCCCUACGGCUGGGGCAAUGUGACCUGGCCAAGCAAAGGGCUACAAUAUAAACGCUACGAAUCCAUGGCUGGCGAUAUAUGCAUGGUAGCGCCCCGCCGGAUGCUGACACAAGCCAUGUCCCGUUUUGAAGACCAUGUUUACUCUUAUCGGUGGGAUGUUGCUGCAUUGAAUACGUCGACUACAAUUGGAGUGCAGCAUUUUGCGGAGAUUCCGUUUGUGUUUUCAAAUCCAGUCCAAAAUAUCACAGCUCUGGGAUCUGAUCCUGCGCGCUUGGAACUCGGACAGAUGGCCGCUCGCAUGUGGACGUCAUUCGUGACCGAUCUGAAUCCUAAUGGGCAUGGAGUAUCGCACAUCCCCCAAUGGCCUCGCUAUUCUUCCAAAGCUACAAACUUUGUUUUCCGUCUUCCCCGGAAUGAGAGCUAUGUGGAAGCCGAUACCUAUCGUGCGUCGGGGAUGGAGUAUAUCAACAGUAUUGCGCGAUAA